CCAAGUCAGAGCUCGAGUCGGCUGGGCGGCUGGAAACGGUGGCUGCCGCCGGUGACUCAGGGAGGCGGGAGGCGGGAGGCGGAGUAAGAGCGCCGCGGCCUCAGCUGCCGGGGGAAGAGGAAGAAAGGGAGGAGUCCUUCCUGCAGGCGUGGAAACCAUGGUGCUCACGCUCGGGGAAAGUUGGCCAGUAUUGGUGGGGAAGCGAUUCCUCAGUCUGUCCGUGGCCGACGGCAGCGACGACGGGCCCGGCAGCUGGGACGUGGAGCGCGUCGCCGAGUGGCCCUGGCUCUCGGGGACCAUUCGAGCCGUCUCCCACACCGACGUGACCAAGAAAGAUCUGAAGGUGUGUGUGGAGUUUGAUGGGGAAUCUUGGAGGAAGAGAAGAUGGAUAGAAGUCUACAGCCACCUAAGGAGAGCAUUUUUAGUGGAGCAUAACUUGGUUUUGGCUGAGCGAAAUUCUCCUGAAAUUUGUGAAAGACUAGUUCAGUGGCCUGCCAUAAUGUACAAACCUCUGUUGGACACAGCUGGCUUGGGAUCCAUAACUUCUAUUCGUUUUUUAGGAGAUCAGCAAAAAAUAUUUCUUUCUAAAGACCUUUUGAAGCCUAUACAGGAUGUAAACAAUCUUCGACUUUCCCUUAUGGAUAAUCAGAAUGUCAGUAAAGAAUUUCAAGCUUUGAUUAUGAAACAUUUGGAUGAAAGCCAUCUUUUACAAGGUGACAAAAACUUGGUUGGUUCUGAAGUAAAAAUUUAUAGCUUGGACCCUUCUACUCAGUGGUUUUCUGCAACCAUUGUAAAUGGCAACCCCACAUCAAAAACUCUGCAAGUCAACUGUGAGGAGAUUCCAGCUCUGAAAAUUGUUGAUCCAUCACUAAUCCAUGUUGAAGUUGUCCAUGAUAAUUUCAUGACAUGUGGUAAUUCUACAAGAAUUGGAACUGUAAAACGCAAAUCUUCUGAGAAUAAUGGAAAUUUGGUUUCGAAACAAGCAAAACCUUGCUCAGAGGCAUCUCCCAGUGUGUGCCCUGUGCAGUCAGUUCCCACAACAGUGUUUAAGGAGAUCCUUCUUGGCUGUACUGCAGCAACUCCACCUAGUAAGGACCUAAGACAGCAGAAUACUCCCCAAGCUGCCAACUCUCCACCUAACCUUGGAGCAAGAAUUCCUCAAGGGUGUCAGAAGCAAAGUCUACCAGGAGAACUUUCUUCCUGUCUAAUUAUAAAUCCUGAAAUACAAAGAACAAAACCAGAAACUAUUUGUAAAGUAGGAUUGCUCUCUUCAAAGUCUUCUCAGAUUGGAAAUGGAGACUUGAAAGCCAUGAAUGAACCCCAAAGUAGCUGUACCCAGCUGAAGGCAACCACUGAUCAGGAAAAUAGUUUGGAACCUAUUCCUCAGCCAUCUACUGGUCUUCCUGUGGAGUACUUACCUACAAAGUCUUCUCUGGGAGAAUUAGAAAUCACUAGUACUCCUGAACUUCAGAAGCACUUAGAACAUGCACCUUCCACAGCUGAUGUUCAUUCAAUUAAGGCAGAAGAGAAAACAGGUCAUGCUGAUAAACCUAAUAUUUGUGUGGAAAAAAAGGUAGAACCUUCAACUUUAAGUUGCCAGUCACAGAAUUUAAAGGAAUCUUCAGUAAAAGUAGAUAGUGAAAGCUGUUGUACAAGAAGCAACAAUAAAAUCCAGAAUGUCCCAGCUCGGAAGUCAGUUUUGACAGAUCCAGCCAAACUCAAGAAGCUUCAGCAGAGCGGUGAGGCCUUUGUACAGGAUGAUUCCUGUAUAAACAUUGUUGCACAACUGCCCAAGUGCCGAGAGUGUCGUUUGGACAGCCUCCGAAAGGAUAAAGAACAACCCAAAGAUUCACCUGUGUUUUGUCGCUUCUUUCACUUUAGGAGGUUACAGUUCAACAAACAUGGUGUGUUACGGGUAGAAGGCUUCUUAACACCAAACAAGUAUGACAGUGAAGCAAUUGGCUUGUGGCUACCUUUAACCAAAAACGUUGUGGGGACUGAUCUGGAUACAGCUAAAUACAUCCUGGCUAACAUUGGAGACCACUUCUGUCAAAUGGUGAUUUCUGAAAAGGAAGCUAUGUCAACUAUUGAGCCACACAGGCAGGUUGCUUGGAAGCGAGCUGUCAAAGGUGUUCGAGAAAUGUGUGAUGUGUGUGAUACCACCAUCUUCAAUCUGCACUGGGUGUGUCCUCGAUGUGGAUUUGGAGUGUGUGUGGAUUGCUACCGAAUGAAGAGAAUAAAUUGUCAGCAGGGUGCCACCUACAAGACUUUCUCCUGGCUAAAAUGUGUGAAGAGUCAGAUUCAUGAACCAGAGAACCUAAUGCCUACACAGAUCAUUCCUGGAAAAGCCCUGUAUGAUGUUGGAGACAUUGUUCAUUCUGUAAGAGCAAAAUGGGGAAUAAAGGCAAAUUGUCCCUGUUCAAACAGGCAAUUCAAAAUCUUUUCAAAACCAACCUUAAAGGAAGACAUAAAACAGACUUCCUUAUCUGGAGAAAAAUCCACUCUCAGUGCCAGUCUCCAGCAGAAUCCCUCAGCUCUGCCGCCAGUGGCUGUGGGUGGGGAAGUGGCUUCUAAACCAGCCAGUAGCCUGAAACCUGCCUGCUCCGCCAGCUCCUCUCCUUUAAACUGGCUGGCAGACCUGACCAGUGGGAACGUCAACAAGGAAAACAAGGAAAAACAACCAACAAUGCCAAUUUUAAAGAGCGAAAUAAAAUGCCUCCCACCCCUGCCCCCUCUGAGCAAAACCAACACAGUCCUCCACACCUUUAACAGCACAAUUUUGACUCCUGUGAGCAACAAUUCUGGUUUUCUCCGAAAUCUGCUUAAUUCUUCUACUGGAAAGACAGAAAAUGGACUAAAGAAUACACCAAAAAUCCUUGAUGAUAUUUUUGCCUCUCUGGUGCAAAAUAAGACUUCUUCUGAUUUGUCCAAGAGACCUCAAGGACUGACGAUCAAGCCUAGUAUUUUGGGCUUUGACACUCCUCAUUAUUGGCUGUGUGAUAAUCGUUUGCUCUGCCUGCAAGACCCCAACAAUAAGAGCAAUUGGAAUGUAUUUAGGGAGUGCUGGAAACAAGGACAGCCAGUGAUGGUGUCGGGAGUGCAUCAUAAAUUGAACACUGAGCUUUGGAAACCUGAAUCCUUCAGGAAAGAAUUUGGAAGCCAGGAAGUUGACCUAGUUAAUUGUCGAACCAAUGAAAUCAUCACAGGAGCUACUGUAGGAGACUUCUGGGAUGGAUUUGAAGAUAUUCCAAAUCGCUUGAAAAAUGACAAAGAGCCAAUGGUGUUGAAACUUAAGGAUUGGCCACCAGGAGAAGAUUUUAGAGAUAUGAUGCCUUCCAGGUUUGAUGACCUGAUGGCCAACAUUCCGCUACCUGAGUACACAAGGAGAGAUGGUAAACUGAACUUGGCCUCUCGGCUGCCAAACUACUUUGUUAGACCAGACCUUGGUCCCAAGAUGUACAAUGCUUAUGGAUUAAUUACCCCAGAAGAUCGGAAAUAUGGAACAACAAAUCUUCACUUAGAUGUGUCUGAUGCAGCUAAUGUCAUGGUCUACGUGGGAAUCCCCAAAGGACAGUGUGACCAAGAAGAGGAAGUCCUUAAAACCAUCCAAGAUGGUGAUUCAGAUGAACUCACAAUAAAACGAUUUAUUGAUGGAAAAGAGAAACCAGGAGCUCUCUGGCACAUAUAUGCUGCUAAAGACACAGAAAAAAUUCGAGAAUUCCUUAAAAAGGUAUCAGAAGAACAAGGCCAAGAAAACCCAGCAGACCAUGAUCCUAUUCAUGAUCAGAGUUGGUAUUUAGACCGAUCGCUAAGAAAGCGUCUUCAUCAAGAAUAUGGAGUUCAAGGCUGGGCUAUUGUACAGUUUCUUGGGGAUGUGGUAUUUAUCCCAGCAGGAGCUCCACACCAGGUUCAUAACUUAUAUAGCUGUAUUAAAGUGGCUGAAGAUUUUGUUUCUCCAGAGCAUGUUAAACAUUGCUUUUGGCUUACUCAGGAAUUCCGUUAUCUGUCACAGACUCACACCAAUCAUGAAGAUAAAUUGCAGGUAAAGAAUGUUAUCUACCAUGCAGUGAAAGAUGCUGUUGCUAUGCUGAAAGCCAGUGAAUCUAGUUUUGGCCGGCCCUAAAGGUCCAAGUGACGCCUUAACACCCCUGCACAUUGGAAGUGAAUUACUGGCAGCUGUUCAAAUUCUUCAGGCAGGAUUCCUGUGGACUUUGAGAUUCAUGUUACCUCAUCUUCUUUUUUAAACUGUACCCAGCUGGUGAGGGUACUUGUCUAAUGUAUAUUUCUAGUGUUUACAGACACUAAUGUGUAUAUGUAGUAACUAUUUACGGAAUAUGCAUCCUUAAACUGUGACUUCUCACCUAGUGCAGAACUUCUCCCAAGCUGUAAAAAACAAAAAAUUCUCUUAUCAGCUCUGGAACAAUGCCUGUGGUUAUUCCCCAGCUGUUUCACUGAACAGCUUAGUCAAAAUGGUUUAUGACUAUUAGGAAUUACUGCGCAGUUUUGUUUGGUUGUAUUUUGUUUUAUGUCUGUCUGAGUAUUCUCUCCCCAGUUCCUUAGGUUUCAGAAGAGCAGUGGAAGAAAUGACAGCUAAUGAUGCAGUUCUUAAUAGAGACUGCAUUAGGGCUGGCAUUAUAAUAGCAGAAAUCAACUACUGUACAAUUCUUGGGGUUAACCAUCUUUUUUAGUUAAGUGGAAUUUUAAUUUAAAUGAAGCUUUGCUAAUUUUAAGUGUUACGCAUUUUGCAUUAAAGUAUUCAUAUACUAUUUGGACUCAGUUUAUUGGCAUUUUCCCAAAGGAUUUUCAGCACAUCCUUUAUUAAAUGUUAUAAAUGUUGCAGCUAUAAUGACUUCAGAAACAACUCUCGGACUGGAGAGAGAGCUGAAAGGGAUAAAAGAGUGCAUACUUUGUAUGCAUGAGUCCCAGGUUCAUACUUGGAUUCGUAGAUCACGACUGGGUGUUACCUCUACCUCCCCCCCAAAAAAAACUUUAAAAGGGCAUAGCAAUUUAUGAAUGAUUAUUACAAAGUCAAUCUGGAAAUGUUUUUCACCAUCCAUGUGGAACUUGUCACAUUACACCAUAAAUUUCAAAGUAGGAAUUAACAACAACAACAAAAUUAGAGAAUAUUAAAUUAUUCUAAAAAUAGUAAGAGGGCUGAAGGAUAGUACAGUAGGUAAGGCAUUUGCCUCGCACAGUCAACUUGGGUUUCUAUAAGGUCCCCUGGAGUCCCACCAGGAGUGAUCCCUGAGCACUUUGGGUACAGCUCAAACCCACCCCCAAAAAGGAAACUAAUAAAAAUUUUAGAAACGUAUCUAAAACAACUUCAUGAAAUAAACAUUUUAGAGAAACCACUUUUUAACAACUGAUUUCUAUGGCUCUAUUGAAAUCAAGCAGUACAGAGUAUAGAGCAUAAGUUUUUGCUAAUAGGCUUUUUUGAUUUUUUUUGAGGCGGUCACAUCCAGCAGUGCUCAGGGCUUACUUUGGGCUCUGCACUCAGGACUUACUCCUGGUGGUGCUCGAGGAACCAAGGAUGGGAUGCCAAGGAUUGAACCCACAUUGGCCACAUGCAAGGCAAACGCCCUACCCACUAUACAUACUAUCACUCUGGCCCCUAAUGCGCUCUUAAAAUUGUGCUUAAUGUUAGUCUCCUUCAAACUAAUACCAUUAACAGAUGAAUUUUUAAAAAUAAAAUUUCUGAAAAUAGAAAUAUCUGCCUAUGUCAGUGGGAAAGUGUCUUCCUACCCCUAAGUCUACCAGAGAUGCUAUACUCCUUUUGGCAGAUUUGCAAGGAGAAUCAGCAGUGUUGCUUAGAAGUCUCCCUAAGCUAGGGGAUACUCUGUGACUCAGCAGUUGUGCACUACCUUCGUAUGUGAGAUCCUGGGUUCACUUCCCAGCACCACCGAAACAAAUCUCCCUAAGCCGAAAGAAUAGGAAUACUUGAAUUCUCUUGGAUGGCAGUAGUUCCAAGGGCUACUAACAAUCAAACCAUUUCAACACUAAAAACAAAAGCCACCACCAGUGAGAGUCAGCACAAACCUUCAGCUGCCAUAACAUGUUAACACAGUGCAUAUCACCAGUGGCUCAUACUUGAAUGUGGUUUAAUACAAAUUUAAACACAGCAUCAAUGUGUUAAAAGUUUACAGAUUCUGGAUAAAUCAAUGUUUUUGUUUUAAUAUUUUCUCCUGUGGCUCAGACAAGGAUUUCAGAAACUGCUCACAGAAUCAAUAUUAUUUUUGACAUUAUUGAAGAAAUCUGCCUUGAUAAACAAACCUGGGACAUGAAAGACUUUGAAAGCUGUUUUCCUUUAUUUUAAGCAAAAAUUACUGUCCAUCUUCCUGAUUAAAGUUUGAUUACCUACAUAACAAAAUGCAUGGGAUUAUAAGAAACCCUUAAAUUCAUUGUCAUUUCACAAUAAGCUUGCUAGAUAAAGGCAAUAUAAAACUAUUUUGUUCUUCCCAACUUGGUUCAGAACUAGAAAGCAACCACAGUAAAAAAUGUAAACAAGCAAAUGAAUUAAAAAGAUAA
Sorex araneus (European shrew) is the source of this 6525-nucleotide messenger RNA. It is a transcript of the gene KDM3A, whose product is annotated as lysine demethylase 3A. Lineage: Eukaryota; Metazoa; Chordata; Mammalia; Eulipotyphla; Soricidae. The transcript is spliced from 26 exons. Bases 158 to 4123 code for a protein of 1321 amino acids. The record is from RefSeq and is a predicted model, not a curated record. Gene Ontology annotation, biological process: regulation of transcription by RNA polymerase II. Gene Ontology annotation, cellular component: chromatin; histone deacetylase complex. Gene Ontology annotation, molecular function: chromatin DNA binding; histone H3K9 demethylase activity; transcription coregulator activity.